Messenger RNA from Tachyglossus aculeatus (Australian echidna), 4728 nucleotides. RefSeq names its product RP1 axonemal microtubule associated (gene RP1). Gene Ontology annotation, molecular function: protein binding. Gene Ontology annotation, biological process: intracellular signal transduction. The coding region runs from base 1 to 4728 and encodes 1575 amino acids. The record is from RefSeq and is a predicted model, not a curated record. The transcript has 35 exons. Lineage: Eukaryota; Metazoa; Chordata; Mammalia; Monotremata; Tachyglossidae.
AUGAGUGAAACACCUUCUUCUAGUUUUUCAAUGAUUCACCCAACCUCUUCAGAAAGCGGCCAGACCUUCUUCCCUCGCCACUGCAGCAUCAUUGACCCCGUUGUGGCCAAAAGAAUUUGUUUCUAUAAAAGCGGAGACCCCCAGUUCAAUGGGAUCAAGAUGGUGGUCAACCAUCGCUCCAUUAAGACAUUCGAUGCCUUGCUUGACAACUUGUCCAGGAAGAUCCCAUUACCUUUUGGAGUGAGGAACAUCAGUACCCCCCGGGGCCUCCACAGCAUCACCAAUCUGGAGGAGUUAGAAGAUGGCAAAUCCUACAUUUGCUCUCACCGAAGGAAGAUGAAGCCCAUCAACUUGGAGCAGGCCAGCAGGAAGCCCUUGCCCUGGCAGAGCAGCAGGCCCAUCAGUGCCCGACACCGGGCCGCUCAGAUGGCCAGGCAGAACCAAGUUGGCGCUGCACAGUGGAUGGUGCCAGUGGCUAUCAGGACUCCUAAAAGGAUCACGGUCUUCAAAAAUGGUGACAUGAGGACCAGGUGCACUGUUCUUCUGAGUAGAAAGGUCACUCAGAGCUUUGAGGCCUUUUUGGAUCACCUGACAGAACUCCUGCAGUACCCGGUAGUGAAGCUGUAUGCUGUCGACGGAAGGAAGGUUGCUAACCUACAAGCAGUGUUCCUGACGGUUGGAGCUUUAGUAGCAGCUGGAAGGGAGCCAUUCAAACCAGGCCAUUACGAUCUCCAGCUACAUUCGAUUCCUCCUCGAUUUCCAACUGGCUCUAACCCUGUUGCCCCCAGAGCAAAUGCCAAUCCCGGAGGGAGAAAAGGUAGGAGCUUCUCAUUCUGCAAAUGGAAAGUGUCAGUCAUCACCAGUGAACUGCCCCAUGCAGGAACCAGCUCCCAGGUUUAUAUUGUGUUUUAUGGCUCUCACAGAAGCUCAGGGCCUAUCUUCCUUUAUCGUGCUGAUGGGGAUCUGUUUCAAGAAGGCUGUGAAGACACCUUCAUUAUUAACCCCGGAGAUGUUGGCGAGCUCUACAAGAUUCGUGUUGGCCACAGUAACUCUGGCCCUUCCCCUGGCUGGCACUGUAAGGAGAUACAACUACAGAACCUGUUUUCGGGGGAGCAGUUCAAUAUCCCUGCUCACCGCUGGCUGGCACAGAAUCAGGAAGAUGGGGAAAUCUGUUGGGAAUUUCCAGUUUCAAGACAGGGACAACCAGGCCUUCCAGUGACUAGGUAUGAAGUGCUCGUGACGACAGGUGAACUGUGGAAUGCUGGGACAGAAGCCAGUGUCUUCAUUUCCAUCUAUGGAGAAAAGGGAGAUACAGGAUCCAGGAAGCUGUUUCGAUCAAAGAGUCCCAAGGCAUUUCUGAAAGGACAAACAGACAUCUUCUCCCUCGAAGCUGUACACCUUGGGUAUUUGUAUAAGCUGGUUAUCGCCCAUGAUGGACUUGGCUCAGGAAAUGGUUGGUUCCUAGAUGAAGUUGUGAUCAAAGAUCCUAUUGCAGACCUUGACUACACCUUCUUGUGUCACAGGUGGUUGGAUCAAGGAGAGGAUGAUGGGAAAAUUGUACGAAAACUGUACCCCACUGAUAAUGGCUCCCUCCCUUUGAGGCAAGAGUUGGAACGCAAAAGAAAAGAAACUUGGGCUGCUGAGGGCUGGAAGCUGAAGGAAGGCAACAUUCUUCAGUUUUACAGCAAGCUCACUGGAGGCUUCAUCCGUCUCCAUCCAGAUGGCACCGUGGAUGCCCUCGGGGAAAAGACAGAUCCAUUUGGCCUUUUUGAUGUAACUGUCAAACGAGAAAACAUAUGCAUUUUCCACAGUCAUCAGUUGCGACAUCUUUCUCUUGCCCUUGACAAUGGUUCUGUCACAGGAGUGGCCAGCAGUGAGUCUAACUGUGAACUACAGAUCCUCCAUCAGUCAAAUCGCUGUGCAGUUCUGGAAUCUGUCAAAGAUCCUGGACACACAGUUACUUUCAACCUUCAGGGCAAAGUAACAGAUGAAUCAGUGGGCUCUGCAGGACUUUCGAGAGAAUUUAUGAUCCAUGUUAAGGGUGUGUUCCACAGUGGUGCAGUGGUCCUGCUUGCGACAAGUCUAUGCCAGGCUCUGUGCCUCAGAUCUGACGGGAGCUGCAACGGAGUGGGAAAUCAGUCAGAAGAAUCUUACUGGAAAGUGCAUAAAAUCAGCUCUGGGGUUUGCAUGUUUGAAAGUGUGAAAAAUCCAAGAAAGUAUCUGAGGAUCUUGAAUGGCCGUUGUGAUGGAACAGGCACAGGGGACCUCGACUGCCACUUUAAAGUUGAGAAGAAGUUAGCAAGUGGAUCCGUAAGUCUGGAAUCAGUGGAAAACAGAGGGCUGUUCGUGGGACUUCUUCCAGAUGGGCAGGCCAAACCACUUGUUUGUACUGAAGACAGAAAUAUUUUGUUCUACCCACAAGUCAUCCAAUUUGGCAGGGAAAAGCCAAUGGGAACAUCAGCUACCCCCAGCCAGCAAGGGGAGGCAGAGCACAGAACCACCAAGCCUCAAGCAGAAACAACGCAGAAGUUUGUGGCUCCGGACCUCUCCAAACCAGUCUCUCCACUGUCAAGUAAGACACUUAAAGAAAGAAAAAGCCUCCAAACAACAGAAUCCCUUCUCUUCGAGGACACAUGGAAGGUGUUGGUCCUGACAGGAGACACAGGAACUCAAGCCAACGUCUCCCUCUGGGUCUAUGGAGACAAAGGAGCAGUCGGACCGAUAAUUCUUAGCAAGGACAACCAAGAACAGCUGUUUCUUCCAAGGCAGGAGGAUGAAUUUCAGAUCAAGCUAAAAAAUGUUGGUGAGCUCUAUAAAAUAAGAAUAGGACAUGAUGGAACCAGUGGCCAACCCGAAUGGAAGUUAGAAAAGGUGACCAUGGAGCACCUAAGGAUUAGCAGAACCCUAUACUUUGAAGCAAACAAGUGGUUAUCUAGAACCUAUGGUGAUGGGGACAUCAUCUGUGAGCUCCCUGUAGAGCGCGAAGGGAAACCAGUUCUUCCAGUGGUGAAGUACCAUGUUUAUGUCCACACUGGCCAAAUGAAGCAAGCAGAAACCAAAUCCUCAGUUUAUCUAUGUAUCUACGGAGAAAGAGGAGACUCUGGCCUAAGGCUUCUGCAUAAAUCUGACAUGCCCAUGAAAUUUCAGCGAGGACAGAUUGAUAUGUUUCAAGUAGAAGCAGUGUCUCUUGGCAAUCUGCAGAAGGUGCUGUUGCACUGUGAGGCCAGUGAGCGAUCCCAAUACUGGUACUGUGCUAAAGUCAUCAUCAGAGAACCGGAGAAGGAAGGAGAGUCGGUCUUCAACUGUGAACGGUGGCUUCCCUAUAUGUCCCAAGGCAUAAUUCAAUCAGAAAUUGAACUCUAUCUUCAAGAAAUGCAAAUAAAUCAUCAGCCUAAAACGCAAGAGGAAGCGAAUGAGGGAGAUUGGAAGGUAACUGUAGUGACUGGAGAUUUUGAGCAGGCUGGCACCACGGCCACCGUGUCCCUUUAUGCCUAUGGAGAAAAAAAGGCUUCAGGUCCUAUUAUUUUGGGAUCUGGGAAGCAUCAACUGUUUAAUCCCAACAGCGCAGACAUAUUCAAGGUUAGUUUUAAAGAUCUUGGCGAACUGUAUAAAAUCCGCAUUGGACAUGAUAAUAGGGGCAAGGAUCCUGGUUGGUAUCUGGAAGAGAUUCAACUGGAAGAAAUAGCUACACAUCAACUGUUCUUCCUACCAGUGGAUUGCUGGAUAGCUGAGGAUGAAAAAGGCGGUGGUACAUGGAAAGAAAUAGCCAUUCCAAGACUUAACCAGGAGCCUUUGCCGUUGGUGGAUUAUGAAGUCCAUGUGUAUACUGGCUCCACACUAGGUGCCGAAACAGAUGCUAAUGUGUCCAUCAAUGUCAUUGGAACCAGAGGGGAUGCUGGGAGGCGGAAACUUCAUCAUUCCAAGAAUAACAAAGUCAAGUUCCAACACGGUCAGGUUGAUAUCUUUGGUAUUCAGGCUGUAUCUCUCGGAGAGCUGAAGAAAGUUCUGGUUGGUCAUGAUGGAACUGGUCCAGGAAAUGGAUGGUUUCUGGAAAAGAUUGUUAUCAGAUUUAAAGAGAAACAAGAUGAACAAGAAGUUGUAUUUCCUUGUAAUAGGUGGCUCGAUGAAUACCAGGAUGAUGGGAAGAUUGAACGGGAGUUGCCAGCAGGAAAUGUAAAAAUUGGGUGGUUGUCUGGGAAAUUAGAAUGGCGAGGACUUGCGGUCAGAAAUCCCUUGGAAGUUCAGGUGAUCAAGUUUACUGGAGUUUGUCUUAAAAAUAAAAGGCUGGUCCAGCAGAACACUAAAAAGGAAGUCUCUGAAGAGAUUGGCACCCUCAGAGAUAAAAUGUUCAAUGCCAUGUCACCGUCAGGGAAUCAGCACUCUUUGUACAUUAAGAAUGAAUGUAAGUUCUUUGGGCGCAGGGAACACAACUUAUGUUUUGGUUGUAUCUUUCAAGAAGGGCAGUGGAGAGGGGGAGUAAAAAUAGCAGAAGAUUCUCCGGAGCCACAAGAAUUCACACGAACCCCUGUGAUUUAUUGUUCAAAAGGCUUACAGGUUAAAGCUGGAAAGGUUGGAGAUGAAUACAAGAUUCAGAUCAGCUGUGACCAUUUACUGGUCUUUGAGGGCUGGCAUUUGAAGUCUUUUCACUUCGAAGAACUGUAUGCUAAACAAGAGGUGAACUUUGUAGCUGCUGGCUCCUGCUUAACAGAGAAGCCAGGGAACUGGUGA